UAACCAAGCUUCUAGAUGGUGCUGAGACGGUUUGAAUGAUUUGGUAAAAAGUUAACAAACAGCAUUACCAACAUAAAAACAAUUUGUUUUGCAAGUAAUCAUGGCAUCUGAGCGGUAUAGUUUUUCUUUAACUACUUUCAGCCCUUCAGGAAAACUAGUGCAAAUCGAGUAUGCCUUAGCUGCUGUGGCUGCAGGUGCCCCCUCCGUGGGGAUCAAGGCCUGUAAUGGAGUCGUUAUUGCCACCGAAAACAAACACAAAUCCAUACUUUAUGAUGAACACAGUGUGCAUAAAGUCGAAAUGAUAACGAAACACAUUGGUAUGAUUUAUUCGGGCAUGGGCCCCGAUUAUAGAUUACUGGUCAAACAGGCGAGAAAAAUGGCCCAGAAGUAUUUUCUCACCUACCGAGAGCCCAUCCCUACUGUACAACUUGUACAACGUGUGGCGGCUGUUAUGCAAGAAUAUACGCAAUCAGGGGGCGUACGGCCCUUUGGCGUGUCUUUGUUGAUUUGUGGGUGGGACAGUGGCAGGCCUUAUUUGUUCCAGUGUGACCCCUCAGGGGCCUAUUUCGCGUGGAAGGCCACAGCGAUGGGUAAAAACUACAUCAAUGGCAAGACUUUCUUAGAGAAGAGAUACAGUGAAGAUUUGGAGUUGGAUGAUGCAGUUCACACUGCGAUUUUGACGUUAAAAGAGAGCUUUGAGGGGCAGAUGACGGCGGAUAAUAUUGAAGUUGGGAUUUGUGAUGAGUCAGGCUUCAGAAGAUUGGAGCCUUCUCAUGUUAAGGAUUAUUUGGCGAAUAUACCUUAGAUUCGUUUUUGUACACUCAUGUAUUUGGAUUAUUGUCAUCUUGCUUUUGCAUAAAUAAAUAUUUUAAAAUCUA
Tribolium castaneum (red flour beetle) is the source of this 878-nucleotide messenger RNA. RefSeq names its product Proteasome alpha2 subunit (gene Prosalpha2). The transcript is spliced from 4 exons. Gene Ontology annotation, biological process: ubiquitin-dependent protein catabolic process; proteasomal protein catabolic process. Bases 101 to 805 code for a protein of 234 amino acids. The record is from RefSeq and is a predicted model, not a curated record. Gene Ontology annotation, cellular component: proteasome core complex; proteasome core complex, alpha-subunit complex. Lineage: Eukaryota; Metazoa; Arthropoda; Insecta; Coleoptera; Tenebrionidae.